AUGACAACUCACGUAGCUGCUGUCCGCGCACUCUUUCGAUCGCGUCUGUCCACGUCUCUGCGCGCAUCUCCACUCCUGACCAAUGGAAUACCUCCACAGCAGCAAUGGCUUCACUCGUCAUGCUUCGUACAGCCUCCUCCGCUCCUGUCCGCGUGCGUCAACCUGGGCUCUGUACGCUCCAAAACCAGUGAACGCGCACUGCGCCGCAAGAACUUGCGCAAGAUGAAGAGCCAGAAGGGCGGCAAAGUGCCGAUGCUGAAGGAGACGCUGCGGAAGCUGUACAUGCGCACGCACCCGGAUCUGUUUGGACGGUACCCGGAGCAGCAGCGGGCAAACGAGGAGUCGUAUAAGGAGCUGCUGGGCAUUUUGGAUGCCAUUGAGAAACACAAUGAGUUUCCUCCUGCCAAGACGUUGAGACUGCCGUUCUUCUUGAAGACGUCAGUGGACGGGGAGUUCAAGGAGGUGGAUCUGCAGCUGCGCACGACUGGCGGGGCUUGCAACACGCUGGUAGAAGAAGCUUUGGGUCGGUUUUUUGGCGAGUGUGGUCUCCCACAGGCGUUUCAGUGGGGAGAAGGCAGCUGGGGCAAGGCUGUUGGUAAAGGUGCGGUCGAGAACUCGAAUCUGGGCUUUGACAAGGAGGAAGAGACUCGCAAGAAGGCCAGCGAGGAGGUGGAGGAUGUAGGUCCGCAGUCGAAUCCAGCCGUUGAUAUGGAUGAUAGUGGAGUAACUAUGGAGGAUGCCCCGAUUGAAAUGGUGCUGAGUGAACUCAAUGAAGUUUUCGAGAUGAUUGCUGCAGUGCCGCUGUUGGAUGAGAACGAGUAUGGAGAGCUACGGGAUCACUUCGAAAACGGCAAGGGUCUUAUUGAGAUUGAUGAACGGGGUUACACAAUUAAGGCAGGCACGCACAAGAUUUGGAAGGGCGAGCGCGAUCUCCAGAAGAUAACUGCUGGUGUUGAUACUAAUUCAGCUUUAAUUCUGCAGCGGAUCCUGUUGCAUACGCUCGAUAUUGAGACGAAAGUGCGCAAAAUGCUUGCGAAUGGCGGAGUCGAUGUUGAUGAGGAGGAGCACGAACCAGAAGAGAGUAGCAAGGGCCUCUAG
Messenger RNA from Peronospora matthiolae, 1098 nucleotides. NCBI's taxonomy places the organism in Eukaryota, Oomycota, Peronosporomycetes, Peronosporales, Peronosporaceae. The record is from the annotation of a GenBank genome assembly.